AUGGGAUCUGUCUGGCUCGCAAUCAUCUACAUCGGAGGCUGGAUCCUCUCGAUGAGAAUCUUUGGCUACUUCUGGAAGAACAGGAAGCUCGCGGCUACUAGUUUAUUGUUUUAUCUGGACGAUAUGCCCAUGAAGCCACAGGAUGGAAAGGAUGGACAGCGCACAGGGAUACCAGCACCAGUUGCAAUCAACGAUGCUGAGCCCUGGUUCGGCGAGAACAUUGCACGCAGCCAGUAUAUCGCCCUCCUCCAGCAGGACGAGCCCGAGGCUACCGAGACCCAAUUGACAGCAGCACUUCUCCGCCGCGCCAUGGAAGGCGUUGUCCGUGUUUUGUCGAUGCGCGAGGAUAAGCAGGUUCUGGCCAAUUUGGUCAAGCAAGGCACCGUUGGUGAUGAUAUCUGGACCCAGUUUACUCUUUCGGAGAAGGAGCUCGAGGCCGAAAUCAUGGCUAUUGUCGAGGAGGCCAACACAUUCAAAGAGAACUGGGGUCAGUCCAUUCUUCAGACUGCCAGUGAGAUGGUGAUGCACGAGAAGACCAAGCAGAUGCAAAAGGAGUUGGCACUCAGGAGGGAGGAGGAGGCUCGCAAGCAGGCCGUGAGGGAUCAGCGCAAGGAGAAGAAAGCCUUGAAGGAGAAGAAGGAGGGAACCGCCGCUCCUGCUGCUGCUGCUGCCGCCAAGGAGUCGGUGGCUGAUGCCCCCGCUCCCGCUGCUGCUGCUGAGGUCGAGGCUAGUGCCUAA
Molecule: messenger RNA, 738 nt
Organism: Linnemannia hyalina
Lineage: Eukaryota; Fungi; Mortierellomycota; Mortierellomycetes; Mortierellales; Mortierellaceae
Source: the annotation of a GenBank genome assembly